AUGUCGCGACUGCCCACGCAUGGGAACAGCAUGAGCGCUUUCGCUCGAGCGUUCAGUCGACGAGACAAGAAGCACCAUCCUAGGAAUUCCUCCCCUACAAAGAGCAAGGAUAAGAUCGAGAAGAAACCGAUAGCGCGACCCGACCACUUCGGCGGCGUAUUCGCAUGCGAAGAUACUCCCAAGACAAAGGAAGAGGACCGCAAUGUUCAAGGCCUCCUCGAAAGGUUACGCGUCUAUGGCGUCAACACCAUGGUUGAGRCCAAUGCUCGAUAUGCCCUUCGACACACCGACAGAGACGGAGAGGCUGCAUUCCGCUUGCUCAUGCUCCUGCAAGAGACAUACGAGGGCAUUGUACAUCCCUAUGUGCCCGGUUGCAAGCUACUGGGAGCCAAGAAUCGCAACAACGUGAGUUGCUAUCUGGACGCCCUCCUGUUCGCCAUGUUCGCACGCCUCGAUAGUUACGAGGCCAUGCUUUACGACAACUACGAAGACAUACCCCGGAGGCGGCUGGCCGGGAUGUUGAGAUUGUGGGUCAACAUGCUUCGGAAGGGUCUGCUCAUCACGGAUGAUGUGACACGUCACUUGCAAGAGGCGAUGGCGGAAUGUGGCUGGCGGGAGGCGGUGAGAAUACAACAGCAGGAUCCAUCAGAAGCAUUUGCUUUCAUCACGGAGAAGUUGGGAUUGCCACUCAUGACUUUGAAGAUGGACCUGUUCCACACCGGCAAGGAGGAGCCGCAGGAUGAUCACAAGUUCGUGCACGAACGCUUGCUGGAAGUGGCAAUCUUGGAGGAGCCUGCAGAGGGACAAGAAGAGAUACGCUUGGAAGAUUGUCUGGAGGUCUAUUUCAACAACCAGGUCGAGAUCAAGCGGCACUCGGAAGACGCCUUCAGAUUGCUGGGGACAGCAGCCAAGGAUGCAGACUUGAAUUAUCCCGCGGAGAAGGCAGACGGGCAGGAAUCUGGCAUUCACAUCGAGGUCGCCGAGGUUGCGACAACUCCGCUCGUGACACCGGGCUCCACAUUAGAGGCCACAGGCGUAGCGUCGCAAAGCAGAGAUCCGUUGGGAAAGGUGCGUCCAGGUCUUGGCCGGAAACGGGGAGCUAGCAUCUUUUCCCAGCGCAAGGUUGAGAUUAUCGGGAUUGAUCCCGACAAGGACGUGGAUGCGGACGGAGAACAGUCGUUGGAGGAGAAGAAGAGAAUGGCCACAAAGGUGGAAGUGGAGAUGCCUGCAUGGCAAUUCUUCAGAAUGCUGCCCUGGUAUACCGAGAACCUGCCUACCUCAGACGCGCAAGUUGCCGCACAUUUCUCAAGACAGAGGCCAGUGAUGGGGAUCUGCCUGAAAAGGUACUCUUACACUCUAUCCGGCGCCGCCGAACGCCGAGGGACAUAUGUAGACAUCCCUCUGGAGAUUUCGAUACCCAAAUUCGUUGGAGACGAAGACAUGGAGGAGAAUGGUCCGCUCGUUGGCCAGUUCCGGCUGAUCCUUCAGUCUGUCGUCUGUCAUCGCGGUGUCGCCGUGACGUCGGGACACUACAUUACCCUAUGUCGUGGGCAGGCAUCCCCUCCUGCGACUUCUGCUGGCCUCGAUCUAGAAGAUGAGACCGAAGACCCCUGGAUGCGCUUUGAUGAUCUGGCACAAGAGCGAGUAACAUAUGUUGAUAUACAAACAGCACUCAGAGAAGAGACCCCGUACCUCGUGUACUAUCAAAUCCAGCCCAUUGAUGACUAUGGCUUCCCCAACGAUGGUCUGCCGAGCUAUGCAGAGGCCAUCUCAAGAGCCGCGUCUGAUCACACACCGUCCGAGAAGCCGUAUAACCUUGAGCCGCCAGGAUCGGAAGUCGCCCUGGAGCGAACUAGAAGUGACACAUCUGUUUCGGACGUCAUGGACUGGGCACCGUCGGGCAGACCUAGCUUGGAUAUCAACAUGGCGCUGGAGGGGUCACGAGGACGCAAUAGCACACAAAUCGAUGACCAACGGCGUAGCAUCACCACGGCGUCCGACUUUGGCGGCAGUGUAGCCAGUUUCCGCACAGACGCCACACAUUCUGUGCCAUCCACACCGUUGGAUGAGAAGCCUCCGCCGUUCUUGGAAGAAAAGACUGCGACAGGCUUGCGUGGACUUUUUACGGCGAAUGGACGCCGCGCAAGCCGGAACUCGAAACAGACACCCAGCACGAGUAAGAGCCGUCCGACUAGCACUGAUGGUGGCAAUUCUCGGUUCUCGUUGAGCAUGAGUAAACUCACCCCGAAAAAAAGCCGCAACGAGAUGGCGCCUCCGCCUCCGCCGGUGGAGGUCACGCUGGAUGGGAACAAACCAGAUCAUGAUGAGACACCAAGGCAGUCGAGCUCCGCGGACGGUCCUCAUCUGGAGCACGUUGCAUCCUCGAAUUCUCCGACCGAAGACCUCAGCCGUCCGACUAGCGGUCUGUCGAAUGAGGAGGUGGAAAAGGAGGCGGGACAGGAUGAGUCAAAGACUCGGGACAAGGACAAGCAGAAGAUGACGAAGAAGGAAAAAGCUGCUGUGAAACAGGAAAAGAAGUCCAAGAAAGGCGACAAUCAAAGUGCGGAGCCCCGUGAGUGUGCUCUUAUGUGA
Messenger RNA from Ramularia collo-cygni, 2592 nucleotides. Its product is annotated as related to ubiquitin C-terminal hydrolase family protein. Lineage: Eukaryota; Fungi; Ascomycota; Dothideomycetes; Mycosphaerellales; Mycosphaerellaceae. The record is from RefSeq and is a predicted model, not a curated record. Bases 1 to 2592 code for a protein of 863 amino acids. The transcript has 2 exons.